This is a messenger RNA of Odontomachus brunneus, 2399 nucleotides long. RefSeq names its product transcription initiation factor TFIID subunit 5 (gene Taf5). Gene Ontology annotation, cellular component: transcription factor TFIID complex. The coding region runs from base 326 to 2284 and encodes 652 amino acids. The record is from RefSeq and is a predicted model, not a curated record. Gene Ontology annotation, molecular function: protein binding; RNA polymerase II general transcription initiation factor activity. Lineage: Eukaryota; Metazoa; Arthropoda; Insecta; Hymenoptera; Formicidae. Gene Ontology annotation, biological process: transcription initiation at RNA polymerase II promoter. The transcript is spliced from 12 exons.
AGAAUAAGAAAGAAAGAGACACAAAGAGAACAAUACGAAUAUAUUGUAUAAUGUGGAAAUAUUUGUGUAAAUAAAAGCUAGUAGACCUACCACAUUGUGGCAGUUACGUUAAAGAUGUUAUUAUAUAAAUAUCUAUCAAAAAGUUUGUUACGUUCAACAAGAACAUAUAGAUUGAAAACAUUACUUCUUCGAGCAAAUCUCGAUUUAAAAGUGAAUAAAAAAUAUAGAGAGCAGUAAAUUUAAUCCAUACGUGAAAGUCCCACCAGACGAGGAAAUUGUGAUCUCUGGUAUCGCCGGGCGAUUUGCCAAUUCUGAUAAUUCAAAAAUGUUGCGACAAAAACUUUUGAAAAAGAUCUUGGUUCGGAGGACGAUUAACGAUGGAAUAACGAGCACUGAAGAAUUGUUUAGAAAGGAAGCUAAUCUUCAAGAUGUUUCAAUUGAAGACUCCCAACAAACUGAUUCUGAAGUAACUAGUGUUCUCUCUGCUUACAAAAGUGAAGGAGAUCCUGCAUUGUAUGAGAAAGCGUACAGUGAAUUGAAAAAAUUUGUAGAAGGAGCUCUGGACAUUUAUAAACAUGAAUUGGGCACCAUAUUAUAUCCAGUUUUGGUACACAUGUAUGUGGAAUUGGUUUACAAUAACCAUCCUGAAGAAGCAAAACAACUCAUGGAAAAGUUUCGUGGAAAUUUGGAAGAAUAUUAUCAAGAUGAUUUGAGACGAUUAUCCAAUGUGACAAAACGAGAACAAAUGGCAGGAAAUGAAUUAACUGAUACCUUAAAAUCUAAUCAGUUCAUAAUUAGAAUGUCAAGAGAUACUCUUUCUAUACUAAAACGACAUUUGCAAGAAAAGAAACAUAGUGUUUUAUUAAAUAUCAUACAAGAACACCUUUACUUUGACAUGUAUGAAGGUGUUGCUCGCAACAAACAACAGAUUGAUGCAACAUCUGGAGCUAUGGUGGGAGAAGCUACCAGACAAGAUAACAAAGCCAAGGUCUAUUAUGGACUUCUAAAGGAGCCAGAUAUUCAGUGUGUGCCACCAGCUGAAGAAGAAGAAGAUGAUACAGGUGGCGGAGAUGGAGAUAAACCAAAAAAGAAAAAAGCUAAAAAAGAUCCUUUAUUUUCAAAAAAGACUAAAUCUGAUCCAAAUGCACCACCUAUGGGCAGAAUGCCAUUACCCAAUCUGAAAGAUGUGGAUAAAUUAGAAAAAGUGAAGGCAUUAAGAGAAGCAUCAAAAAGAGUUGUUGUGGGACCUGAUGCACUACCAUCUAUAUGUUUCUAUACAUUGAUGAAUGCAGUUCAUACUGUGACAUCGGCAGAAAUAGCAGAAGACUCGAGUUUAUUAGCUACUGGAUUUCGCGAUUCUGGUAUAAAAGUAUGGAGUUUAAUCCCACAAAAAUUAAGACCAAUGAAAGCGGGCGAAGAAUUACAAGAUAUUGAUAAGGACGCAGAGGAUGUCCUAGCUAGGAUGAUGGACGAGCGCUCACCUGAGACAGCAAAAAAUUUAUAUGGUCAUAGUGGGCCAGUUUAUAGUCUUUCAUUUAGUCCAGAUAGGAAUCUUUUACUCUCAUCAUCAGAGGAUACAACAAUAAGGCUAUGGUCACUUCAUACAUGGACGUGCGUCGUCUGCUACAAAGGUCACUUGUUUCCUGUGUGGUGUGUAAAAUUUUCACCACAUGGUUAUUACUUUACAAGUGCCUCGUAUGACAGAACUGCUAGGCUGUGGGCAACUGAUUCGCAUCAACCAUUACGAAUAUUUGCUGGUCAUUAUUCAGACGUUAAUGUAGUCCAAUUUCAUCCAAAUUCAAACUAUGUCGCAACUGGUUCAAGUGACAUGACAGUGAGAUUAUGGGACUGCGUAAGUGGCAGCCAAGUUCGUCUAAUGACUGGACACAAAGGGCCCACUUAUUCUUUAGCUUUCUCAACAGAAGGACGAUUCCUAGCCUCAGCUGGUACUGAUCAUCGUGUACUAGUAUGGGAUUUGGCGCAUGGACAUCUUGUCGCGGCCUUGUCAGGGCAUACAGGCAAUAUUGAAUGUCUAUCUUUUAGUCGCGAUGGCAAUAUUCUAGUCUCAGGAUCCUUGGAUUGUACAGUGAGAUUAUGGGACUUUACAAAAUUGGCGGAGGAAAUGAGCUUGGAAGACGUCAACGUUUCGCACAAUCCGGAUGUGAAAGUUAACUCCGAAUCAUAUUUAUUACGUACUUUCCCUACGAAAAAUACAUCUAUCAUGACAUUACAUUUUUCACGUAGAAAUUUACUGCUAGGUGUUGGCAUGUUCGAGUCAACGUAAUAGAUGCGAAGAAACAGAAAUUUAUCUUUUCAUGCAUAUACAAAAUUUCAAUUAUAAUAGUUAUAUGUAUUUACAUACAGAAAUAUAUAUUAAUAAAUUUUUCACAUUUAUCUUU